AUGCAGGCUGAGCCCGUGGAAGCGUCGUUGUUGAGUUUCCAUGACGCUGAAAGGAUCGUCGGCAUCAAGCUAGCAACAUACGUGUUUCCCCACGCAGAUGAAUACAUCAGCUCAGAGCAUCGGCAGCAAUUCGCCAUCCUUGUGGAGAUUUUCCAGCAACAUCUUCACAAACAUCUUGAGAUAUCUCUUGAGCAUUCAACUCGGACAGAGUUUCAGCUGAAGAUGUGCGGCGGCCAUAGGUUAACUGCCGAACCGUCGAUUAUUAUCGCACAUCCGUGCGAUGAUCCAAACACUGGCCUUGCCAUCCUCAAGACAUUGACGCAACCACAUUUCAGGGACCAGUAUGAGCUUCACUCAACGACUCGGUUUCAAAUUUAUCUCUCUCUCAGGCCCACGUUUGAAUAUCUUGCGUCCCCUUCCGACAGUUUCAACAUCUGCAUCAGGAGCCCCUAUCUUCCCAGUGCUGUUCUUGCUUCAGGCAACACGUGCGAUAAUAUCAGCACCAUUACGUGCGGCAUCCGGUUUUCCAACACCGAUGAUACAAUCUUUGCGCUGACGCCUGCCCACGCUCUGAAAAGAAUUGGCCUCGGUAGCGUAAAGAGUAUCAAGAAGGGUACAUCUGGUUCGCCGUCUACGCCAAGUGAGUCCCAAGCAACAUGCGUCUUGGCAGAUGUGGAGUACGAUAUGAACGAACUCAAGCAGCUCGAAAAAGCCGUAACUGAAGCCAUUGUGCCUUCGAAGCUGCCGAAAGGAGAUGGCGACGGCUAUUGGCAACGUCCUGGGACACAAGUUAUAUCGCCGAUCCGAGCCUGGGGCCGACUGGGCCAGUCUAAUACUCCCAACUUGGACUGGACUUUGGUAGAAAUCAACCCAAGCCAUGGAAGAACAGCAGCGGAUGGCGCACGCCAAGUGUUUGCUUUGGCUGACGAAAAGCGUGCGGUACAAAUCAUGACACCACGGGGCUCGCUACACGGCAUGAUUCGCAGAUCACUCACCUUUAUCACCAAUUCCGGUAGCGAUAGCCCCCUGUGUGAAGUUUGGACUGUUACCGUUACAGGGCUGACUGCUGGAGAUAUACGCAUGGGAGACAGCGGGUCUCUUGUUAUCGACACCAUCACAGGUCAACCUUGCGGAUAUGUUGUCGCGACCAAUCGCUUUCAGGAGCUAUACGUGAUGCCACUACACCUAGUUCUCCAGCAAAUCGCAGAUACAGUGUCCAUUCCCAAUGUCAGGCCAGAACUGUUCUUGAACCUCGAAUAUAUUCAGCGGCCCAUACAAGCUCAGGGACCAGUCUUUAGGGUGCUCAUGACCUACUUUUCCCAACCUUGGUCGCGGAUCAGGGUGGAGGAGCAGCGACGGCCCGCUUGGUUGCGCAAACUGCGUGCAAAGUGUGCUGGAGGAUGGAGCUAUGUUCAGAUGGGAGUCCGCAGCCUUUUGUUGCCGCCAAUUCUAAAACUCUCGACACGCUAUCGCUUGAAAUUCCGUAAUCAGAACAACAGAUUCCACGACACGCCAUCCAGAAUCGACUGUGUAGAAGGGCAUGGGCAUAACGGCUCCCGGGCAUUUCAAGGGGCUGGAGGCAAUAGUAGCCAGGACAGCUUCGCACCUCUUGUCAACAACCGAUACGGGCAGUCUUGUGACAUUCCUCUCGAAAUACUUGAAAGGUCACCUCCCGCGACGACCCCUUCUUACGGCUGGCCAAUCACGAUCGAUAAUGAUCCGAUCAAUUCAUAUGGGCACCGAAUCUUCCCCGGAAAUCCCAUCAUGGACGCACGUAUCCAUGGUCAAGAUCCUUCCAUUCUCAGUCCUCUUGCAACUAGACCCCCAAGCUUCCCAGCUGCAGACACACUUGAAGGCUCCUUUCAGAUAAUUCAGUGCACCGAAAUCAUUCAAAACACUCACCGUGCAUCGACACCGUUGCCUGUCAAUGGGAUUCUCAUUGGUGGUCCACCCGCAAAAAAUGCGGCUUUGAACCGAGUAGAGCUUCCGCUUCUUCCAACCAGCCUUUCAAGGAGAAAGCAGAGAAAGGUCUUGAGACAGGCCAGCCGCCACCUCUCAAAGUGCGCACUCGAGUUCUGCAACAGGCAUCAGUUGCCCAACACCGUCAUUCAGGGCAUGGAGCCUCGGGAACGGCCGUUCUUCGCGCGAAACCUUGGGCGCAAGAGAGCUCCCGAUUGCGGAUGGGUCGAGUUUGUAUUUUUACUCAAAUUCCUCAUCGCAGAGCAGCAAAUCCCUCUCGAGGCAUUGGACAGUGAUUUGGCUGCUCACUUCAGGGCGGUUCUGCACGCCUCUUUGGGAGUAGACGAGGUGCUCAGGCAUCCGGAGCCCCCGAGGGAUGACCGAACCGUUCUCAGGAUCCUCUCUGCCAGCGUUCAAGUUGCUAAUAUGCUCAAUGAUGAGAAAGCCAUGAACAAGCUUCGACGGCUGUUGAUGAAGACGGAGCGCACGAUGAUUGAGGCCGGUAUUCAGGAGAGUGUCUGA
Trichoderma gamsii is the source of this 2481-nucleotide messenger RNA. RefSeq lists its product as hypothetical. The transcript has 4 exons. The record is from RefSeq and is a predicted model, not a curated record. Lineage: Eukaryota; Fungi; Ascomycota; Sordariomycetes; Hypocreales; Hypocreaceae. Bases 1 to 2481 code for a protein of 826 amino acids.